Molecule: messenger RNA, 1494 nt
Organism: Vitis vinifera (wine grape)
Lineage: Eukaryota; Viridiplantae; Streptophyta; Magnoliopsida; Vitales; Vitaceae
Product: UPF0481 protein At3g47200-like
Exons: 1
Coding region: 1-1494 (497 amino acids)
Source: RefSeq, a predicted model, not a curated record
AUGGAAAAGCAGCAAAAAGGGAGGAACGUUGGAGAGAAGGAGGGCGCUCAACCAAGCAGGAACAGUGGCGAAACUGGCCCCGAACCUAAGGAGCAUAGGAUUGACAUUAUUGAAAUCAGUCCUAAGGUGGAAAAUUGGAUUGGGUCUGUCGAAAAAUCAGAAGAAAGGACUCAAUCUCAAACUCAAUGGCCAAGGAUACCAAAGGUUCCUCACAUUCUGAGGGGGAUCCAGGAUUUCGAGAAAUUCUACGAACCGAGGGUAAUUUCAUUCGGUCCUUACCACCAUGGCAAGUCCCACCUUCACCCAGUGGAAAUGAUCAAGCCUCUAUGUGCCAAAAAAUUCCUGGCUGACAGUAACCAGGACAUCAGAGCUUUGUACACAAAUAUUGAAAGUAAUAUCGAGGCAGUGAGGAAGUGCUAUGAUUGUAGUACAAACGAGUAUGAUGAUGAGGCACUCGCCUGGAUGAUGCUUCUGGAUGGGUGUUUUUUACUAUAUUUCAUUCACUGUGUAGCGAGAAGAAAUCAGAGUAAGUUGCAUGGUUUGAAUGUUAAAGAUCAUUUGAUUACUUUUGUGCACCAGGACUUGUUCUUGCUGGAGAACCAACUUCCCUUUGGAGUCCUCAAGUUGAUUUUUAAGGGGGCAAAAUUCAAUGAUGGGUCACCAAUGGAAGAGACGAUAAAAAAAUUCGUCACUGACACCGGAAGGCCCACAGAAAUACAGCUGCAAGAGGAAAACGAAGAGCCCUCUCAUCUCCUCGACCUUUUGCGAAGUGCUCUGCUAGGCAGGUAUAAAAGGAGUAGCAAGAAAAAAGUGGGGAGUCAGACCGAACAAGAGCGAGAAGCUGAGAAAAAGGGAGAGUCGUCGUUGUCGUCUGGAGGAGAAGAUGGGGGGAGUCAGCCCAAACCAAAGCAGCAAGAUGAGAAAAAAGGCAAACAACAAGACAAUUGGCAGUCAUUUCGACGCAUCAGGGAGCUUAAAGCUGCAGGGAUCUAUCUCAAGCCGAGUAGAACGAGUUCCUUGAGAGACAUUUCUUUCAAAUCCUACUUCUUCUGUGGCCACCUGAAACUUCCCCCAAUAACCAUUGAUGACUCCACGAAGCCCAUGUUCUUGAACAUGGUAGCCUAUGAAAUGUGUCCAGAAGGCCCAGAUGACUAUGGGGUCACUUCCUAUAUAUGCUUCCUUGACAACCUCAUUGAUCAUGCAGACGAUGUCAAGGAGCUGAGAUCUAAGCACAUUCUCUACAACUGUCUCGGCAACGAUGAAGAGGUGGCCCAAAUUUUCAACGAGAUCACCAAUGACUUGGUAGUUGUCGAUGCUUAUGGAGAUGUGAAAGCUGGUAUUCAGACACACUACGACAAGAGAUGGAAAACUUGGAUAGCUGAAGUCAUUCACAACAAUUUCAGGUCUCCAUGGACUAUCACGGCUCUCAUUGCAGCUGUUUCGAUACUAUUUCUUACUGGGGUUCAGACCUACUACGCUCUUCCCGGUAAUUAA